AUUUUAAAGCCGUAUAUUGUAUAGGUCUGUCUAAUCGAGUUAUAUAUAUAUAUAUAUAUAUAUAUAUAUUGGAGAAGAAAGAAUAAAUAUUUGCUUUUGGUAGAUUCUAAAGAGAAAAACAAAAACAGAGGAACAACAAUGGCAGGGAGAAUAAGCUGCUGUCUGAAUCUUCCUCUCUUAGAUUCCAACUCUUCACAAUCACUUCUCAAGAAAACGUCACAGAUCUCUUGUACUAGUAGGAGAACAGAGCAUGUGACUGAGCCACGGAAGAACAACAACAAGUGUUCUCUUGUCUUUGGCGUGGCGGCGACUGUCCUAUUCGGCGCGAUUCAAAUCAGUUACGUGGCAUCGGUUGCAGCUGCGUUUCCUGUGGAAGAGAUGGUCACCGGCGUGGUGCCGCCACCACGGAGGUGGAGCGACAAGAGGACGUGUCCGCCUUGGCUUGAGAACUCGUUAGAGACUAUCGUACCGGAGAAUCUUCCCCGUCCGUCGGCUCAUCGACGUUUGGAGUUAGCUGGAUUAGCUAAGGGUGAUGCGCCGCCGGUCGGUGCGAUGGGGACACGUGUCAAUAGGACUGCUUGCUUCUCCGUGUAAAUUGGAAAGUUCAUUACACGUGUAAGGGACGUUGUUAGGCAGCUGUACAAAAUCAAUUAGAAACAAAUACUAUUGUAAAUAAAUUAAAUUUCAAUAUUUUUAUUUA
Camelina sativa (false flax) is the source of this 700-nucleotide messenger RNA. Its product is annotated as protein CHLOROPLAST VESICULATION-like. Lineage: Eukaryota; Viridiplantae; Streptophyta; Magnoliopsida; Brassicales; Brassicaceae. The record is from RefSeq and is a predicted model, not a curated record.